UCGGAAAUUUUCCAUUACAUAUGGAUGAGGUACUAGUGAAAACAACCAAGAGUAGGAGGAUCCGUAUGGUAGAAAGAAAAACUAGAAAAAGAAGUGUUGGUAAACCCAAAACGAAACAUCUUGAAGCCAGGAAUACAAUGGAACGUCCAGAAAAGAAAAAGAUAAGUGUGACAUUGAUCAGAGAUCACUCCAAAGAAUAUCUAUCAAAUUUAACAGUUGAGUUCGAUCACUUUGGUAGAGCUAUUGGACCUAACCGCUUUAAGUUCACCAGUUAUCGUGGAGUGACUACGAGGAAGAUGAUUUCUAUCCUGAUAGAUAGUUGGGAUUUAGUGGAUCAAUGUGAAAAAGAUCAAUUGUGGUUAAACAUAAAGAAUUAUUGGCAUAUACGAGAUGAUGAUCAUAAAGCACAAGUACUUAGAGAUUGCAACACGCAUUGGAAAGCCUACAAGUCGGAGCUUCUUAAGUUGUGGGACAAUGGUGUCAAUCCAGUAAAACAAUACCCGUACCUUGACAAAGCAAUGUGGAAAAAUUUCCUUGUUCUAAAAUCCACGGAAGAAUUUGAGAACAUUUGGAAGGACAAAAAACCAUUUUCUAGUGAGGAAUUGGAGGAACGUGUUAAAACAUGGAUGAGAACUUUUGGUGAUAAAGUGAAGCCUUUUUGUAAGGCAUACAAUGAAUCAACCACAAAGGGGAAAGAGAGGUUAGAUGUGACAAAGGGGAAAGAGAGGUUAGAGGUGACAAAGGGGAAAGAGAGGUUAGAGAUGUGACAUUAACAUAUUUUUUUCUGUUUAAUGAACUAAGUUCAUGGUAAUUUUUUUUUCUAUUUCUAAAAAUGAAAACAUGAUCAGUGAUGUCCCACUUCUUAUGGUUGGAAUGGAAUCAUAUAGUAGGUUUGUAUUUUGUAGAGAUUGAUCCAUGGUAAUCAUAUAGUAGCUUUGCAGAGAUUGAAAAGUUUGUUUCAGUUGGA
Molecule: messenger RNA, 967 nt
Organism: Lactuca sativa (garden lettuce)
Lineage: Eukaryota; Viridiplantae; Streptophyta; Magnoliopsida; Asterales; Asteraceae
Source: RefSeq, a predicted model, not a curated record